Molecule: messenger RNA, 306 nt
Organism: Geodia barretti
Lineage: Eukaryota; Metazoa; Porifera; Demospongiae; Tetractinellida; Geodiidae
Source: the annotation of a GenBank genome assembly
AUGCUCCGUUGGAUAAUUAUAGGUGUGGUGUUGGUUGUAGGCGCGUUCGUCUUCUUUCCGCUCACAGACGUGAUAGCGGGUAUCAGCGUGGAGGAUAUUGAUGACAGGCAGGAGAUCGCAGACGUUGCGAGCCAGAUGGAAGACGGGAUAGUAACCUCGCUUGAUACGGUCGAUGAGAGGGCAGUCGUCCUGCAGGAGGACACGAUGGCGUUUGUGGAGGACACUGGGGUGCAGGAGUGGCUGAUUGACCCCAUACAGGAUGCGCUCUCUGGAGAUGCCGGCGGCGAUGCCGCGCCGGACAGCUAG